Molecule: messenger RNA, 526 nt
Organism: Chrysochloris asiatica (Cape golden mole)
Lineage: Eukaryota; Metazoa; Chordata; Mammalia; Afrosoricida; Chrysochloridae
Gene: GLRX5
Product: glutaredoxin 5
Exons: 2
Coding region: 45-509 (154 amino acids)
Source: RefSeq, a predicted model, not a curated record
UGAGCGGAGGGCCGGCCGUCGAGCGCUCCGGCCAGCGAGCGGGGAUGAGCGGCUCUCUGGGCCGAGUGUCGGCGGCUCUGCUCCGCUGGGGGCGCGGUGCGAGCGGCGGUGGCCUGCUGGUCCCGGGCGUGCGGGCGGCGGGUUCGGACACCGGCGGCCGCUCAGCGGAGCAGCUGGACGCGCUGGUGAAGAAGGACAAGGUGGUGGUCUUCAUCAAGGGGACGCCGGAGCAGCCCCAGUGUGGCUUCAGCAACGCCGUGGUGCAGAUCCUGCGGCUGCACGGCGUGCGCGACUACGCGGCCUACAACGUGCUGGACGACCCCGAGCUACGGCAAGGCAUUAAAGACUACUCCAACUGGCCCACUAUCCCGCAGGUGUUCCUCAACGGGGAGUUUGUGGGUGGCUGCGACAUUCUCCUGCAGAUGCACCAGACUGGGGACCUGGUGGAAGAGCUGAAAAAGCUGGGCAUCUGCUCCGCCCUCUUGGAUGAAAAGCAAGAGCAAAAGUGAGGGCAGCGCAGGUGCUC